AUGUCAUCACCACCACACUACCGUCUCGGGGAGACAAAAUCACAAUGCAUGAGCGACUGCAAAGGAGAGUAUGUCUCCCUACUGAGUCGUCAACUACGGUCAGCUUUUCCACAAUUCGUUGCAAACCUCCAAGAUCAGUCUCCAGUACAGCGAGAACAGGGUAGAGCUGCGGUUCUGGAGUAUUCAGCAAGCGAGUGCUCAGAAACACAUAUCUUUCAAGACUCGACAGAAUUGCAAAGCUACCUCACGCCAGACCAUUUACCGCAACAAGGAACUCCAAAACGCCGACUGUUCGUUCUGGAAGAUCUACCCCGGAAUUUCAUCGAAGUGAUCGGUUGUCAUCUAUCUGUUCCCCCGAGCUUCUUCGCCGCUCACUGGUACGACCCAGCGACACCGACCUUCAACUAUCGAAGUCCAUUUACGCGUUUCUGUAACGACCGGUUCAUCAUCAGAUACCCUACAUCUCACCAUAUUUCUCUUUGUGAGAAACCCGCGGAACAUCAUAAUAUAUAUGCGUGGAACUCGAAUGUCAACCGGUACCUUUACAUGUACGAUCCGAAGAGUCCGUUGGUAGACGACCCCAAAAGUUAUCACGCCCUGUCAUUUUGGGCCACGGGUGCAAGGGACGAUGGGUCAUGGGAUGCUGUUCUACUUGUCGACCCACCACUGGCCGACACUAUCAAAUCAACCAAAACGUCCAAGAUUGUCAGGAUCAAACCUCAAUCGUCGGACACAGAAUCCUCUGGAAUGGGGUCUCUAUAUCCCGAUAUCCACGAAUUAUACCCCAACGUCCAUACAUCCACUUGGGCCACACCCAGCCCUUCUUAUGUGUCAAUGUUUGAAGACAUACUAUCUCUAUCCAAUUUGCGUACACAUGACGUGACAAACGACCCCAAACAAUCCGCCUCCAUAGCCAGACAACUCGUCAUAUCGAUAUUUCUCGCGUUCCUUCGCCGUCGAUACCUAAAUCUACUGGGGCUACAGAGUCGCUUCUCCUACUCCCAAGCAAUCAAUCGGUGCGAUUACCUGCGAAGUUUCAUGGACGGUUCACUUUCCACCUGGCAGCACGAACUUUUCGGGUUCAUUGUCAAUGUUAAGUUUCGCCUGAAUGUCCUUCUGAAGGAAAUCGAGGAUAAUAUGACCGCACUGGGGUUGAGUCCGGAUGUUAUCAGUGGAACCGCCGCAAUCCCGUCAUGGGAACGGGACGGAUGGACUGCGGUGCACGACAGCUGUACUACGGUCUUGAAUAUGACGAACAUGUUGCUGGAGUCCUACCUCCAGUUUGUGACCGUUGAAGAGGCUCAAUCGUCAAAUCGAGUCGCCAAAAGCUUGGCCAGGAUCACUGUUUUGACCACCCUGUUCAUCCCUCUGUCGACGGUCGCCGCUAUACUCUCUAUGAAUGAGACGUUCUUGCCUGGAAGUCGGUUUGACUGGGUCUUUUGGGUGGUCUCGUUGCCAAUUCUUCUGGUCAUUGCUGUUGUAUAUGGGAAGAAGUCAUUUCCAGUGGUACCCGGGGGGGUUGGGGGCAAGAAGAGAUAUAUAUUGCCGUUCUUUAGGGAUAAGUCCUCUGGGGUGUAG
Aspergillus terreus NIH2624 is the source of this 1578-nucleotide messenger RNA. RefSeq lists its product as uncharacterized. Gene Ontology annotation, molecular function: metal ion transmembrane transporter activity. The coding region runs from base 1 to 1578 and encodes 525 amino acids. Gene Ontology annotation, cellular component: membrane. Gene Ontology annotation, biological process: metal ion transport; transmembrane transport. The record is from RefSeq and is a predicted model, not a curated record. The transcript is spliced from 2 exons. Lineage: Eukaryota; Fungi; Ascomycota; Eurotiomycetes; Eurotiales; Aspergillaceae.